Aspergillus niger is the source of this 318-nucleotide messenger RNA. RefSeq lists its product as hypothetical. The transcript is spliced from 3 exons. The coding region runs from base 1 to 318 and encodes 105 amino acids. NCBI's taxonomy places the organism in Eukaryota, Fungi, Ascomycota, Eurotiomycetes, Eurotiales, Aspergillaceae. The record is from RefSeq and is a predicted model, not a curated record.
AUGGCUUAUGCACAAGCUACUCAGAAUGAAAGAGAUCAGCAAGUGUUCAGCCGUGGGGAUUUGCAGAUAUGCAUCCUCGACGGUAUUGAUCUUUUGACGGUGAAAAUGACCGGGGGACUAAUAGCAAGUGUCGUGCUGUCCGAGUUAGCAAGGGAAAUCCAGGUGCUCGCUUCAAGGAGGUAUAGAACAUUGUGUGACAGCUCUGCAUCCGUCCUAUUUGGGCACUAUGAUAAUCCAUCUCUGUGCAUUGCUUCUGUCAAGGUCGGUUACACAAGGUCACAGGAACAUCCUACUCACACCCUGGAUCGUCCUGUUUGA